AUGAAACUUGGUUUAACACUUUUCGGGCUAGGUGCCGCCCAGUGGGAGGCUGCCUAUGCUCCAGGUCACAGCGGUAUGGUCCACCUCUUCGAGUGGGGUUGGGACUCCAUCGCAGAGGAGUGCGAGAAAUUCUUGGGACCAAAGAAGUGGGGUGCCGUUCAAGUUUCCCCACCUACUGAAAACAGAAUCGUCGGAGGUCAAUGGUGGGAAAAAUAUCAGCCAAUUUCUUACAAAAUCGGAAACCGAUCCGGAGAUCAUGAUAGAUUUGCUAACAUGGUCCGACGAUGUAACGCUGUUGGUGUCCGAACCAUCGUCGAUGUCGUCCCCAACCACAUGUGUGGCGGUGGCGGAUCAGGCACUGGAACUGCUGGCACCUACUUCGACGCUAACUCCCUCGACUUCCCCGGUGUUCCAUACUCUCGAAAUGAUUUUAACGAUAAUAACUGUUACACAAGCAGUGGAAACAUUGAAAACUACGGUGAUGCCAACCAGGUCCGAAACUGCCGAUUGGUCAACCUCAUCGAUCUCAACCAAGGCACUGAGUAUGUCAGAGAAAAGAUUGUUGACUAUCUCAACCAGUUCAUCGAUAUGGGCGCUAUUGGUUUCCGAGUUGACGCUUGCAAACACAUGUGGCCAGGAGAUUUGGAAGUCAUCUUCGGCCGAUUGAAGAACUUGAGCGUCAGAGAGGGCUUCAAAGGAUCAGAACGACCUUUCAUCUUCCAAGAGGUCAUCGACCAGGGAGGCGAGCCAAUCACUGCCAACGAGUACACAGGCUUCGGUCGAGUCACUGAAUUCAAGUACUGCAUGGGCGUCGGUUCCAACACUCACAGUCUCAAGCACCUUGCCAACAUCGGUCCCGACUGGGGCUACCUCGGCCCCAUGUCCGCCGUCGUGUUCAUCAACAACCACGACAACCAGCGAGGCCAUGGUGGCGGAGGACACGUUGUUACCUUCGAGGAGUCCUGGGCUCUCAAGACCCUCACUACCUUCAUGAUGGGCCACGACUACGGUGAGCCACGAGUCAUGUCUUCCUACUACUUCUCCGAUCCCGAUGAGGGACCACCUGGAUGGCAACCAAACGGUUACGAUGGCGGCUACGGCUGUGAAAACGGCUGGGUCUGCGAGCACAGAUGGCGAGCCAUCCAGAACCUUGGAAUGUUCCGAGGUUCCGUCCAUGGAACUGGAGUGACCAAGUGGACUGAAGGCUGGGAUAACCAGAUCGCCUUCUCCCGAGGCAACAAGGGUUUCAUGGCCAUCAACGGUGGCUCAAGCAAUUGGUCUGGCUCUAUUGCUACUUCAAUGCCAGAUGGCGAAUAUUGCGAUCUUGGACAGGGUGACCCAACUGAGGGUGGAUGCACUGGACCUACUAUCCGCGUCUCUGGUGGACAGGCUCAGAUCAAUGUUCCAACUGGAGACUCGCCAUUGUUCUUGAACCUUGCUAGACCUGCACCAACACUUCCAUCUACCACUACCGGUAGUCCUGGAGGCGAGUGCACCUCGUGCAAUUGCUCGAACAAGCGCGAUUGUGGCGAAAUGGGCACCCAACAAGGCGAGUGUGAAUCCAAGGGAUGCUUGUGGUGCCCAUCUUCAGUUUCUGGAGAGCCCUGGUGCAUUCACUCCAGCAGCGGAGAUGGCGGCGCUGGCGGAUCUAGCUGUAACGUAGCUGACAGCAGUAAACGAGAUUGUGGAUACAUGGGAAUCAACUCUUCUCAAUGCCAAGCCCUCGGAUGUUGCUGGUCUGAGUCAUACACUGGUGGAGUCCCAUGGUGCUACUACCCUGCUUAA
This is a messenger RNA of Oikopleura dioica, 1785 nucleotides long. Lineage: Eukaryota; Metazoa; Chordata; Appendicularia; Copelata; Oikopleuridae. The record is from the annotation of a GenBank genome assembly.